This is a messenger RNA of Xyrauchen texanus (razorback sucker), 2182 nucleotides long. RefSeq names its product charged multivesicular body protein 2a. Gene Ontology annotation, cellular component: multivesicular body; ESCRT III complex. The transcript is spliced from 6 exons. NCBI's taxonomy places the organism in Eukaryota, Metazoa, Chordata, Actinopteri, Cypriniformes, Catostomidae. Gene Ontology annotation, biological process: late endosome to vacuole transport; endosome transport via multivesicular body sorting pathway; protein transport. Bases 160 to 822 code for a protein of 220 amino acids. The record is from RefSeq and is a predicted model, not a curated record.
AUUCACAUGCGGAAGUUGGAGUGGGGAAAACAAUCGGGUGGAUCGACGACCAGUAACUUUAAAUAAGGAAUAGAAGAAACAAACGAAAGGUGUUAUAUUUGACCCGGUCACCUGCUGAUAUCUCUGGUGGACGUUUUCCACACAUAAAGGAUAGUCAAGAUGGAGUUCCUGUUUGGAAAAAGAAAGACUCCAGAGGAGAUGCUCAGACAGAAUCAGAGAGCACUGAAUCGAGCCAUGAGAGAUCUGGACAGAGAACGUCAGAGAAUGGAGCAACAGGAAAAGAAAAUAAUUGCAGACAUUAAGAAAAUGGCCAAACAAGGACAGAUGGAUGCUGUUAAGAUUAUGGCUAAGGACUUGGUUCGCACAAGACGAUACGUUAAGAAAUUCAUCAUGAUGAGAGCCAAUAUUCAAGCUGUCAGCCUUAAAAUCCAAACCCUCAAAUCAAACAACAGCAUGGCACAGGCCAUGAAAGGAGUCACCAAAGCUAUGGCCACCAUGAACAGACAGCUGAAGUUGCCACAGAUUCAAAAGAUCAUGAUGGAGUUUGAGCGCCAAAGUGAAAUAAUGGACAUGAAGGAAGAGAUGAUGAAUGACGCAAUUGAUGAUGCAAUGGGAGAUGAAGAUGAUGAAGAGGAGAGUGAUGCUGUGGUUUCUCAAGUUCUGGAUGAGCUGGGUCUGACACUGUCUGAUGAACUUUCAAACCUGCCUUCUACUGGAGGAAGUCUCUCAGUUGCAGCUGGGAAGAAAGCUGAACCACAGCCUACGCUGGCAGAUGCUGAUGCUGACCUGGAGGAGAGGCUGAAUAACCUCAGGAAAGACUGAAAUUGAAAACUUUUAGUAAAGGUUUUGAAUCAUAAAUGUUUAUGGAAAGCUCACUUGCAAAGAGCAAAAGAAAAGAGGGAGGUACAUUGGAGUAUUUGGGUGCAGUGUUUUUGUUUUUUCUUAUCUUAGACGCCUUUUUGCGUCCCAUGUGCUGUCUAAAUGUUAUCCUGCCAAACAAGGUACCCCAAUGAAGAUGCAAUGCAUCAGACUGCUUUCAAAACUUCUGUUCAGACAAAUCCUUUCUAAAGGUGAUAUAUUUUGAUCAACUCAAGCCCAAGAAAACAAGGUUCCAAAACUAACACUAAAUAUUUAAUUACUUAAACCAGUUUUAAUCACAUACCUCUUGAAGUCUAAUAAAUGUGGAUUGUGAUACUUUCCUUUUAUAUAAAUAGUGUAAAAAAAAAAAACAUUCUCUCCAUAUAUGGGUACAUCCGAGUACCCUCUUUGAAAUACCUGUGCAAUUAUACUAUCAUAAACUCUGCUAAUGAUAUUUUCAUCUUGAUAUUUCAGUGGUACAUGCCCUUGUAUAAUAAAUGUGGUGGUUUAUAUUUAUUUCUCAAAGUGAUUGAAUCUCUGGUCCCGAAACACUGGCCUGUUCAUUCAUUUAUUGAUCUUCAUAGAAGAUUAAAGAGAUAGUUCAAGUGAAAAUCUCAUCAUUUACUCACCCUCUUGUCAUCCCAGAUGUGUAUAACUUACUUUCUUCUGCAGAAAACAAAUAAAGAUUUUAGAAGAAUAUCUCAGUUCUGUAGGUCCAUACAAUGCAAGUGAAUGGUGACAAGAACGUUGUAUGUUCAAAAAGCAUAUAGAGGCAUUAUAAAUGUAAUCCAUACUACUCCAGUGGUUAAAUCCAUAUCUUUAAAAGCAAUAUGAUAGGUGUGGGUGAGAAACAGAUCAAUAUUUAUUUCCUAUUUAACAAUACUCUCCAAUUCACAUUCUUCGUGCAUAUCCCUACAUACUAGGCAAGGAGGAGAAUUUAUAGUAAUAUUUAUAAGUAUAUAAAUAUUGAUCUGUUUCUCACCCACACUCUUACACCUCACAUUUCUGAACAUAUGGAUUUAACCACUGGAGUCUUAUGGAUUACUUUUAUACUGCCUCGUAUGCACCUACAGAGCUGAAAUAUUCUUGUAAAAAUCUUUGUGUUCUUGCAGAAGAAAGUAAGUCGUACGCAUCUGGGAUGGCAUGAGGCUGAGUAAAUGAUGAGAGAAUUCUCAUUUGUGGGCAAACUAUCCCUUUAACUUUGUUUGAGACAAAAUCUCACAAUAACUUUUGUCAUUUAAUAAAAAAGCUUUUUUUUUAUUAAUCUAAUUAUUGAAAGUAGAAAAAUAGUAAAUGUAUUUCUCAUGGUCAAUCAAAAAGAUUU